Molecule: messenger RNA, 1208 nt
Organism: Xenopus laevis (African clawed frog)
Lineage: Eukaryota; Metazoa; Chordata; Amphibia; Anura; Pipidae
Gene: tspan13.S
Product: tetraspanin 13 S homeolog
Cellular component (GO): membrane
Source: RefSeq, marked predicted
AGCUGUCGCAUCUUCUUCCAGCUUCUCGUUCCAUUCACUGGGUGCCUGGUGAACUCUCUAUCCGUGUUGUGGCUGCUACAGAGGCGACAUUUGUAUCGGACUGACUGGCUGAGUCACCACCAUGGUGUGCGGAGGCUUCACCUGCUCCAAGAACUCCCUGUGUGUGCUGAACCUGCUCUAUAUUAUGGUCAGCCUGCUGCUGAUCGGAGUUGCAGCCUGGGGAAUAGGAUUUGGCCUCGUUUCCAGUUUGCGAGUGGUUGGCGUCGCCGUUGCUGUUGGAAUCCUACUAUUUCUCAUUGCUCUGGUUGGGCUCAUUGGAGCAAUUAAACAUCACCAGGUGUUACUGUUUUUUUACAUGAUCAUCCUAUUUUUGGUCUUCGUUGUACAGUUUUCGGUAUCGUGCGCAUCUCUGGCCUUAAACAGCGAUCAGCAGAAACAACUUUUGGAAGUCGGCUGGAACCAUACAAAUGGAGCUCAUACUGAUAUUGAAAGAAGCCUGAACUGUUGUGGAUUUAAAACCUAUUCUCAAAAUGACACCUGUGGAGCUACCUGCACACAGGGUUGCCAUCCAUGCGGUCCAAUAAUUGAAAAACAUGCAGAAGAAGUGCUAAGAGUUGUGGGAGGAAUUGGUUUUUUCUUCAGCUUUACCGAGAUUCUUGGAGUUUGGCUGACUUACAGAUACAGAAACCAAAAGGACCCAAGAGCAAACCCCAGUGCAUUUCUUUGAUUUUGACAACCCUAAGACUACUCCUUCAUUCCUUUAUUUAAUGCAUCUCUGCAGCUUUCUUGGUUGCUGUGGUUGAUUUGUUUAAAAGACACUUCUUCAACUGUGAAUUUUUUUUUUCCCUUUUCACGGGAAGUAGAAAAUAUGAUCUCAGUUUAAUGGCUGGUCAAAAUGAAAGAAUGAAGAAUCACUGACCAUUGACACUAAAGCUUAAAGCGCUCUUACCAUUAUUGGAGCCUCUUUGGGAUAUAUUGGUUUAUACGUUGUAGAUAAAGUAAUGUAUAUCUGUCCCUCUCCCAACAGUAAGGCAAUGCUCAUCAGUUCACUAUCACAUUUAUUUGUUAAACUUUUUAGAGCUGUUUUUUUUUUUUAAUUGUUAAUGUAUACAUUCUGUGUAGCAAUUGCAACUAUUAAGUUCUUUUAGUUCCUUUUUUUUUUUUUAUACCCGUGCUCAAUAAAUCAAAAUCAUGUUAUAAAUUGUAUA